AUGUUGGACAAGGCAUGGGUGCAUCUAUGCAGAGCUGAUCCUGGUUAUAAAAGUGGAGCUUGGAAAUUUGUAAGGGAUGUGUCUGCGGCUUUAGGUGACAUAGAAAUGAUAAUAUGUCCUUGUAAAGACUGUCGUAAUGUAGUACGACAGUUAAACAGUGUUGUGGUUGAGCAUCUUGUAAUAAGAGGGAUGGAUGAGGCAUACAAGGUGCAUAGUGAUUGGUAUCAUCAUGGAGAUGUGAAGUCAGUAGAUGAAUUUCAAAGUAAACCAACUCAGUGGAAUGAGGAAGUUUUUGAGUUAUAUAAAGCUGCUGAAUUUUUUGAUCAAGAGUUGGCUUUUAGAGGUGACUUAGCUGACCAACCUGUGGGCGACUUAAGUGAGAUUGCAGAGGGUGAGGACCAACAAGAGGAUGAGUUCCUUGCAAAGAUCCGGGAUGCUGAAACCCCACUAUACCCUAGCUGUUCAAACCACAGCAAGUUAUCGGCUAUUGUGACUUUGUUUAGGAUUAAGACACAUAAUGGCUGGUCGGAUAAGAGCUUCAAUGAACUGCUUCAGACAUUGCCAAGCAUGUUGCCAGAUGGUAAUGUCUUUCACACAUCAUUGUAUGAUGUCAAGAAAUUUUUAAAGAGCUUUCAUAUGGGAUAUGAAAAGAUCGACGCAUGUGUUAAUGAUUGCUGCCUCUUCAGAAAGAAGUUAAAGAAGCUUGAUAAAUGUCCCAAAUGUAAUGCUUCACGGUGGAAGACUAAUAAGCGGACUAAUGAGGUAAAGAAAGGUGUCCCACAGAAAGUAUUAAGAUAUUUUCCAAUUAUACCAAGGCUGAAGAGAAUGUUCAGAUCAGAGGACAUGGCUAAGGACUUACGGUGGCAUUACACUAACAAGAGCACUGAUGGAAAACUUCGACAUCCAGUAGAUUCUGUUACAUGGGCUCAGAUGAAUGAGAAGUAUCCUUCAUUUGCAGCUGAAGAAAGGAACAUACGGCUUGGGCUGUCCACAGAUGGAUUUAAUCCAUUCAACAUGAAGAAUAGUAAUUAUAGUAGCUGGCCUGUGCUAUUGGUAAACUACAAUUUGCCUCCUCACCUUUGUAUGAAGAAGGAGAAUAUAAUGUUGACAUUAUUGAUUCCUGGUCCACAACAACCAGGUAAUAAUAUUGAUGUCUACCUAGAACCUCUUAUUGAGGAUUUGAAUCAUCUGUGGAAGAAUGGAGAGCUAACGUAUGAUGCUUUUAGUAAAAGUACAUUUACUCUAAAGGCAAUGCUUCUCUGGACCAUUAGUGAUUUUCCUGCGUAUGGAAAUCUUGCUGGUUGUAAAGUAAAAGGUAAAAUGGGAUGUCCUAUGUGUGGGAAAAAUACUGAUAGUAUGUGGUUGAAGUUUAGCAGGAAACAUGUCUACAUGUGUCAUAGAAAAGGUUUGGCUCCAACACACAGAUAUAGGGAAAAGAAGACUUGGUUUGAUGGAAAAGUUGAGCAUAGGAGAAAGUCAAGAAUUUUAACUGGUCAUGAAGUUCAUCAGAAUCUGAAAAACUUCCAAAAUGAUUUCGGAAAUGUGAAAAAGGCUGGGAUGAAGAGAAAGAGAACUGUCUAUAAAGAACCAGUGUUUGACAGUGAUGAUGAUGAAAGUGAAUCCGAUGAAGAUGAGGAAGUAGAAGUAGAUGAAGAUGAGUUAUCAAGGUGGAAGAAAAGAUCCAUUUUAUUUACUCUGCCUUAUUGGGAGGAUCUACCAGUACGGCAUAAUUUGGAUGUAAUGCACAUAGAAAAGAAUGUGACUCACAGCAUUGUAUCCACAUUGUUGCAUUGUGGAAAAUCUAAGGAUGGUCUUAAUGCUCGUAAGGAUCUUCAACAUCUUGGUCUAAGAAAAGAGUUGCAUCCUACCACAAAAGGAAAGAGAACAUAUCUUCCAGCAGCACCUUGGUCUUUGUCCAAGAAUGAGAAGAAGAUUUUUUGCAAACGACUAUUUCAUUUUAAAGGUCCAGAUGGAUACUGUUCUAAUAUUUCAAGAGGAGUUUCAGUAGAAGAGUGUAAGGUAGGAGGUCUGAAAUCACAUGAUUAUCAUGUCUUGAUGCAACAGCUUCUCCCGGUUGCACUUAGAGGAUUGUUACCAAAAGGUCCUAGAACAGCAAUACUACGGCUAUGCGCAUUCUUCAAUCAUUUGUGUCAGAGAGUUAUUGAUAUUGAGGUUAUUACAGUAUUGGAAGCUGAAAUUGUAGAAACGCUUUGUAUGUUUGAAAGGAAGAGAAGCUAG
Molecule: messenger RNA, 2238 nt
Organism: Camelina sativa (false flax)
Lineage: Eukaryota; Viridiplantae; Streptophyta; Magnoliopsida; Brassicales; Brassicaceae
Source: RefSeq, a predicted model, not a curated record